Ictalurus furcatus (blue catfish) is the source of this 1646-nucleotide messenger RNA. RefSeq names its product creatine kinase, mitochondrial 2b (sarcomeric) (gene ckmt2b). Gene Ontology annotation, molecular function: creatine kinase activity. The transcript has 10 exons. The record is from RefSeq and is a predicted model, not a curated record. Lineage: Eukaryota; Metazoa; Chordata; Actinopteri; Siluriformes; Ictaluridae. Bases 263 to 1513 code for a protein of 416 amino acids. Gene Ontology annotation, biological process: phosphocreatine biosynthetic process. Gene Ontology annotation, cellular component: mitochondrion.
AAGGUUUUGACCAAGCUGAGAAGCAGAAAGCUCAAGGGCAAAGUGUCCUGACAGUAGGGAGGUGCGUAGGCCCUCACAUGCUGUCAGUAGAAAUAGGAUUGGCUGUUGGGAUGAGCUAUUAUUGCCAGAGUGGCCCAGUGUAAGCUCACUAGCUGCCUGCUGGAGCUACCUGCUGGACUGUGUGUGUGUGCGUGCGUGUGAUUUUAGGACCUUUCCCCUUCGCUCUAAAGGUUAGAGUUGAAAGGACAUCUGGGCAGUAAGGAUGGCCAGCACCUUCACUCGAAUGCUAUCCAGCCGUACCACGGCUAUGCUUAUGGCUAGCGUGGGCGCUGGCACCCUGGCAUCCGGAUAUCUGAUGAAUGAAUCUGGUGUCUCUGCUGCUGAGAGGAGGAAGCUUUAUCCACCCAGCGCCGAUUUCCCAGAUCUGCGCAAACACAACAACUGUAUGGCAUCUGCUCUGACCCCUGCCAUCUAUGCUCGGCUGAGGGACAAGCUCACUCCAAACAACUGGACGCUGGACCAGUGCAUUCAAACUGGGGUGGACAACCCUGGGCAUCCCUUCAUCAAAACUGUAGGCAUGGUGGCAGGUGACGAGGAGAGCUAUGAGGUGUUUGCUGACCUUUUUGACCCAGUCAUCAAGGACAGGCACAAUGGCUAUGACCCCAAGACCAUGAAGCACCCAACAGAUCUUGAUAGUUCAAAGAUCACCUCUGGGGUGUUUGAUGACAAAUAUGUGCUGUCAUCCCGCGUGCGUACUGGCCGCAGUAUCCGUGGCCUCAGUCUGCCCCCGGCCUGCACACGCUCUGAACGACGUGAGGUGGAGCGAGUGGUCGUCCAGGCUUUGUCUGGACUGAAAGGAGAUCUUGUAGGCAAAUACUACAGUCUGACUGAGAUGUCUGAAAGGGACCAGCAACAACUUAUUGAUGAUCACUUCCUAUUUGACAAGCCUGUCUCACCCUUGCUGACUUGUGCAGGGAUGGCUCGUGAUUGGCCCGAUGGCAGGGGAAUCUGGCAUAACAAUGACAAAACGUUCUUAAUCUGGAUCAAUGAAGAGGACCACACUCGUGUCAUCUCCAUGGAGAAGGGCGGCAACAUGAAGAGAGUCUUUGAUAGAUUCUGCAGAGGACUGAAAGAGGUUGAGAGAUUGAUUCAGGAGAGAGGCUGGGAAUUCAUGUGGAAUGAGCACCUGGGCUACAUCCUGACUUGCCCCUCCAACCUGGGCACUGGACUAAGAGCUGGAGUCCAUGUGCGCCUGCCUCUCCUUAGCAAGGACCCCCGCUUCUCUAAGAUCCUGGAUAACCUCAGGCUACAGAAGCGUGGCACAGGUGGGGUGGACACUGCUGCUGUCGGUGAUAUUUUCGACAUAUCUAACCUUGACCGUCUGGGCAAGUCUGAGGUCGAGCUUGUUCAGUGUGUGAUCGAUGGGGUCAACUUUCUGAUUGAAUGUGAGAAGAAACUGGAGAAAGGCCAGGACAUCAAAAUCCCAGCACCCAUUGUUCAGUCCAGGAAAUGAGCAUCUUCCAUCUGAGUAUGUCCAGUUGGGAGCUAGGCUGAUGAGAAACCCACAGGCCAUGCCCUCUGCAAUCACAACUACUACUGCAGGUCUUACUGGAAAUCUCGUUCCAAUAAAUCCUCCUAAUAAAACA